Molecule: messenger RNA, 644 nt
Organism: Impatiens glandulifera
Lineage: Eukaryota; Viridiplantae; Streptophyta; Magnoliopsida; Ericales; Balsaminaceae
Exons: 4
Coding region: 48-527 (159 amino acids)
Source: RefSeq, a predicted model, not a curated record
UGCAGAUUUGAUUGAAGAUAAGAGUUUUAUCGAGAGAGAAGACGAAGAUGAUGAUGCUUCAACUGCUACAUUUCAAUCCUUCCUUCCAUUAUCAUAAGACCACAUCACUCUCCUCUUCUACUGCAACCAGAUCGACGAAGACGAACCCUGAUAUUGGCAGUCUCAUAAGACCAAACCUACUACCGUUGAAAUGUAGAAGACGACGACAACCGCAUCAAUGGCGAUCUUUCAUCUCUUCCUCAAUUCCUCCAUUAGAUCUGACAGAAGACAACAUUAACCAGGUUUUAACCGAUGCUCGAGCUGAGUUUCCUCAGAUAUUUGAUCCUUCAGUUAACAUAACAGGGGAAGUUAGGUUAGUUGAGUUAGAUGGACCUUUUGUAACGAUUGGUCUUAAGGGUAGGUUUUGGCAUACACGUGCAACUGUAUUGGCUCGAAUUGGGAACUAUUUGAAGCAAAGAAUACCUGAAAUCAUGGAAGUUGAUAUUGAAGAUGAGAAGCAAUUGGAUGAUAGUCCUGAGAAUUUCUGAAGAAUAUGUCAUAACCUAGUUUUGAUUCAUAACAUUGACAAUAUUUCUUAAUUGUGUUGAACUAAGAAGCCGAGUUCUCUGAUUUGAUUCCCAUUGAAAGGUGGGGUUAAGACUGUA